Messenger RNA from Amoebophrya sp. A120, 756 nucleotides. Lineage: Eukaryota; Dinophyceae; Syndiniales; Amoebophryaceae. The record is from the annotation of a GenBank genome assembly.
AAAGAAUCGAAAUCCGAGUCGAGGACUGUCUCAGGAUCGGCCCCAGGGGCUGCUAUGUAUUCGCUUCGCAGCUAUGUAUAGAUAUGAGAUACACGACAUUCAAAUGCAAAGAGUGGUGAGAUCCACUUUGGGCAUGGCACCAGCUGAACGGCGGUUAUUGUGAAUCCAGAAGAUCCCCGGCAAGUAGAAGUACUACCUCGUGAAGAGCAGAGUAGUUGGCCUAUCCGUCACACGACACGCUAUUGUCGCUGAUCUCCCGAGCGCGGAUGCGAUUUUUCUGGAGAUGGCUGAGCGCUUCUUUCUGCGGCACGACAGCCAUAGCUGGCACUCCGGCAAACCUAGACGCUCCAGGGUACGUUCCUGCUGCAGCGCCGGUAGGGAGCGGCCAGCUGCUCAAGAACAUGGAAACGCCGGGGAUCGGAGGAGCAUCAUCGAGCAUUGCGAGGAGAUCAGAUGAGGCGCAAACGCUCGCGGACAAGGUCGAGCGCCACUCCGCGGCAUGGGCGGACCGAGAAGGGGCUGUAUCCGCUGAAGGUCGUGGAGGUGCAUCAAAAGGAAAAGUAGAGGAUGUCAGAGUGCUUGCUGUACAUCAGGAUUACAACACAGUGGUAGGCGAACAUGUUGCAGGAACUUUUGGAGGUCGAAGAGGAGGACAAAAAGCUCGUACCUCGACGUCGCGCGCACUUGUGGAACCGCAACCGACGGCACACCUGUACGGUGUCGUGACGGCACUUGCGGGGGGAGGUCGUGAGCAUG